This is a messenger RNA of Trichoderma virens Gv29-8, 552 nucleotides long. RefSeq lists its product as uncharacterized. The coding region runs from base 1 to 552 and encodes 183 amino acids. NCBI's taxonomy places the organism in Eukaryota, Fungi, Ascomycota, Sordariomycetes, Hypocreales, Hypocreaceae. The record is from RefSeq and is a predicted model, not a curated record. The transcript has 2 exons.
AUGGCUGUUAAUGUCAGCAGGCUAAUUAUGGGAUAUAUGACACUGAUCGACAUUGCCGAGCAGAGAAAUUUCUCUAUUAUCGUUGCUACGUCUUCCAGCGCUCUUGAGAAGCACUGGUCGCAAGAGCUAUCAGGACCAUUCGCAUACCCUUAUAGAGACGUACACUCUUGGUCUAUUCAACAAUACGAGGAGCAACUCCCCCGGUCCCCGUCAAAGAAGAGUUUCUAUAGCGACUAUGAUCAGGUUCCAGUAAGCUGGGCUGUCAAGAUUAUGGACAAUCCCCGAUGGCGUGACGCUAUGGCCCACCAUCAGAUGGGCGAAGACGACCUCAUUCUCCGCGUUCGCGAGCCGCCGCAGGGUCAACUUCAUCAUCGUCCUGACUUCAAUGUUCAUAUUUUCAGCAACCUUAGAGCUGCUAACAUUGCCUUCGACGAGGAUGAGAACAUUUGGAACUCUAUUUCUCUGGAGUUUGACCUCCGCGUUAAGGAGUGCAAGACAACAUCGACGCCGGUUAUAUGUUUCAUCCUCGCACUACGCGAAAUCUUGCUCUAG